AGGGGUGGUGGGGACUGAUCGCAAUGGAGGAGAAGAUCUCGAGGGUGUAUGAGGAGAUGGAGAAGUUGAGGACGGAGAACUCCGCGCUGAACGACGAGAUCAACGAGCUUCACCUCCUCCUCCUCGAACUUGGAGACCCUGACGAGAAGCCUCACCCCAAGCUGAUCCUCCGAGGAGACACGUGGAUCGUGGAGGGGCACGAGAGCACAGAGAACGAGCUGGUGGUGAACUGCUCCAAGGAGGAGAACGUCGAGAUCGUCAAGUGCGAUGGAGGGGAAGAAUAUUUCUGCAUUAGGAUACAGCCGAUCGCCGGGAAGGUACUCGUUGAGAACUGCAAGAAGCUCAAGGUGGUGACGGAGUGUGUGCUGUACGAGAUUGUCCUCUUCAACUGCGAGGACAUAGUCCUGGUGGUCGGCGGGGAGUCUCCCUUCAUCGAGCUCAACAACUGCAAGGGCGUCGGUCUUCUCCUCUCGCACGAGAGCAUGGAUGGGCCGAUCGAGCUCGUUCGGAGUGGGGGAGUCGUGCUGACCUCGCCUCUCAUCUCGCGAGAGAAGGUGACGCACAAAAUGGUCUGCACGUCGGAGGAGCUGGAGGCAGGGGACAGGUUGUGGUUCUGCGAGAUGCCGUCGUAUGUUCAGAUGAGCUUCUGGAACGGCAAGUGGUACGCUCGACCGACGAGCAACGCGGAUAAUCAGAGUUUGAGCUUCGAGUCAUGA
Guillardia theta CCMP2712 is the source of this 716-nucleotide messenger RNA. RefSeq lists its product as hypothetical. The transcript is spliced from 7 exons. The record is from RefSeq and is a predicted model, not a curated record. NCBI's taxonomy places the organism in Eukaryota, Cryptophyceae, Pyrenomonadales, Geminigeraceae. Gene Ontology annotation, biological process: cell morphogenesis; cytoskeleton organization; regulation of adenylate cyclase activity. Gene Ontology annotation, cellular component: cytoplasm. Gene Ontology annotation, molecular function: adenylate cyclase binding; actin binding. The coding region runs from base 24 to 716 and encodes 230 amino acids.